Vigna radiata var. radiata (mung bean) is the source of this 372-nucleotide messenger RNA. RefSeq lists its product as uncharacterized. The transcript has a single exon. NCBI's taxonomy places the organism in Eukaryota, Viridiplantae, Streptophyta, Magnoliopsida, Fabales, Fabaceae. The record is from RefSeq and is a predicted model, not a curated record. Bases 1 to 372 code for a protein of 123 amino acids.
AUGGAGAGGAAGGAGCCUUUGGAUUUCUUUUCUUACUUUUGUUUUGAAGCCUCCGGUGAUUCUGAAGAUGAUCCCAUCUUUGCUUGUGAAAUGACCAGAGCAUAUGGUGAUGAUGAUAAUGAUGAUGCUUUAUCCUGCAACUACGAAGGAUCCGGUGCUGUGUUCGACGAGGAAGAGAAUGAUGACCAUGACGAUGAGAUUGCCAAGAUGAGGGAGGAUGAGAAAAGUGGUGUUUAUGGAAUGUCAUACUGUGAAGAUGAUGACAUGGAAGAAGAACACAUGAAGUCCCAUGUUUCUUUCGAUUCAGGCCACGAGUUUGUGGAUGAGAUGGAAAAGAACAGGCUCUUCUGGGAAGCUUGCUUGGCAUCUUGA